Messenger RNA from Plutella xylostella (diamondback moth), 706 nucleotides. RefSeq lists its product as uncharacterized. Gene Ontology annotation, molecular function: odorant binding. The record is from RefSeq and is a predicted model, not a curated record. NCBI's taxonomy places the organism in Eukaryota, Metazoa, Arthropoda, Insecta, Lepidoptera, Plutellidae.
CCGGUCAUUCACAACUCUCAUAACACGGUCGUGUCAGUAUAAAGGCUCCUUCAACACUGUGGCCGGUCUCAGUCAGCAUGCAGCGUGCAGUGAUCCUCCCCGUGCUCGCGAUCUUGUUCGCAGUGGCCGCGCAGGCCACACCACGAUGCAAGAACUGUGUGCUCCGCGGCAAAGACGAGCGCGCCAUGUUCCGCGCUCACUCGGACCAGUGCCUCGCCUCCUCUGGCGCCACCGCUACUGAAGUAGACUCGCUGCUCUCUGGAGCCCUGGUGGACACGCCGGCGCUCCGCAGGCACGUCUACUGCAUCCUGCUGCGCUGCAAGGCGAUAGGGAAGGACGGCAAGUUGCAGAAAGCGGCGGUGCUAGGGAAACUGGCCAGGAUCGAUGAUAAGAAUGCCACCAAGGUUUUGGAAAACUGUUUUGAACAAACUGGUGAAACCCCUGAAGAUCUCGCAUGGAACUUGUUCAAAUGCGGGUACGACAAAAAGUCGGUAAUAUUCGAAUACAUGCCCAACGCCAGCCCAUCUAGCGGAGAAAACUAGAACCACUAGUUCUUCUGCUCGCCGUUUGUCGCUCUCCUCCAGUGAAGCAAAAUAAAUUCAUAGAUGGCGCUGCUUGUUUCAUACAAUAUUUUAUAAAUUCGUAGUCUUUUGUUUUUGUCACGUAGUUAGUUAAAUUCGGAAAAUUACAAGUCAAUGAUAAAUUA